Sycon ciliatum is the source of this 447-nucleotide messenger RNA. RefSeq names its product small ribosomal subunit protein eS25-like. The record is from RefSeq and is a predicted model, not a curated record. Bases 64 to 408 code for a protein of 114 amino acids. Gene Ontology annotation, cellular component: cytosolic small ribosomal subunit. Gene Ontology annotation, molecular function: structural constituent of ribosome. Lineage: Eukaryota; Metazoa; Porifera; Calcarea; Leucosolenida; Sycettidae. The transcript has a single exon.
AUCUUCUUCCUUUCUACAGUCCUGUGUCCUUGGACUUGGGCAUUGUUUUUGGCCCGUAACAUCAUGCCUCCUAAGCAGCCCGCGAAGGGCAGUAAGACGCCCGCCAAGUCCCAGAAGGCGAAGCCGACUGGCUCUGGAAAGGCCAAGAAGAAGAAGUGGUCUAAGGGAAAGGUCCGUGACAAGCUCAACAACUUGGUGCUUUUCGACAAGGGAACGUACGAGAAGCUCUACAAGGAAGUCCCCAGCUACAAGCUGAUCACUCCUGCUGUUGUGUCCGAGCGUCUGAAGAUUCGUGGAUCUCUUGCCAGACGUGCGUGCAGAGAGAUGGUGGAGAAGGGGCUGAUCAAGGUCGUCUCUCAGCAUCACAGACAGGUCAUAUACACACGCGCAACCAAGGGCUCAGACUAAAUGGAGGUUCUUAUUCAAUAAACCGUGGAUCACCACCAA